CCCUUCCUUGGGCUUGCGCCACCAGUGCAGAGGCCAGACUACAAUUCCCAGAAGGCAGCGCGCGGCCCAUGCCUGAGUUCUUAUGGGGGGCCGGGGAGAGAGCCCUGGAGCUCCCAGGGUGCAACGCGCCAGCCCAGGCAAGGUGCUGUGAGCUGUUUGGGUGUCAGAAGUGCUCGCGCUGGAGUCGCUGCAGCCUCUGGGAUGGCGGGGAUCCUUGCUGCCCGUCCUCACCAGCACUUCUCUGCAUCCUGCAGAAGGUAUCUCCAGAACGACAUUUCACCGGGAUGGUGGAGGAGGGACCUUGGCUUGUCGUCUUCUACGAGGAUUCUCCCCAGGCCAUAUCCCUGGGGCCAGCCAAUUCCUCGGACCCUGCUCUGGGCAACGCGGCCCAGAUGGCUGACAGUUUUCGCUCCUCCUCAACGGGCCCAGGAUCAGAAGUCCAACACCGAGGAGUUCCGACUGAUUUACAGGUUUCCGGGGAUCAGGUACUGCAGGGCCAUCUCGAGGCUGAAGCUGCUUCAGACGGCUCUCACCGUGGCCAUCCUCCCACCCAUGUGGUUCUUUUACUGGCAGGACCAAGUCACCCAAGCCCAAUGCCUUUAUAGCACAGCGAUCGCUUGCUUUGCCGCCGCCAUGCUGUACGGCAUGAGCUUCUAUCUGCGGCGUAUCAUUGGCAUGAUGUACCUCAGCCGAGAUGGCUCUGUGUUGAAAAUCGCGCACCUGACCUUUUGGGGAGGGAGGAGGGACAUCUCCUGUCCGGUCCGGUCCGUGAUGACCUUGGGAGACACCGGCGAGAACCCGAACGAACUCCUGCUCCGGUUUAAGCAAUUUGACAAAGAGCAGUUCCUGUAUUUUACGCUCCGCUUUGGGCAAGUUGUGGACCGAGAGGGCUUUGUGAAAGUCUUUGGCUCCCUUGGGUAGCUCUCGGUGGAGUGGAUUCUCAGAUUGGUUCUAUAAGCCCGGCUAUUCCAGCAGUAUAGUAUUCCAGGAAGUCAUUUCCGCAUUAAAGAUUAAAGUCAUAAGAACACCCAAGGAGGCCCAUCUAGUCCAGCAUCCUGUUUCCCACACUGGCCCACCAGAUGCCACUGGGAGCCUACAGGCAGGAGAUGAGGGCAUGCCCUCUCUCCUGCUGUCACUCCCCUGCAACUGGUACUCAGAAGCAUUCUGCCUCUGAGGCUAGAGGUGGCCUUUAGCCCUCCGACUAGUAGCUGUUGAUAGACCUCUCCUCCAUGAAGUUAUCCAAACCCCUCUUCAAGCCAUCCAGGCUGUUGGCUGUCACAUCUUGUGGCAGAGAAUCCCACAAGUGGAGUAUGUGUUGUGUGAAAAAGUACGCAGUAUGAGAUGAUGCCUUUGCCUCAUGCUCACUGGGCAAAGAGGCACCUUUUUCACGUGGUGAUUCUCUUUAUUUAGCAGGAGGAGAGUAACUGGCCCUCUCCACCCCCAGCACAGCGUCCCUCCAGUGACUGUGGCUGGUGUCUAUCUGAUGUUUCUUUUUAGAUUGUGAGCCCUUUGGGGACAGGGAGCCAUCUUAUUUAUUUAUUAUUUCUCUAUGUAAACUGCUUUGGAAAGCUUUGUUGAAAAGUGGUAUAUAAGUUGUUGUUGUUGGCCAUUGUUACUGAAGUGAGCAUCCGCCUCCAGCACCUUCCUAUAUUGCUGCUGCCUGAUAUAGGUGAUAUUUACUAGGCACAGUCUGGGAAGCACAUUGGCGGGGAUUUGAACUCACAGCCUCUUGCUCCCUAGGCAAGCUGCUUCCUCGCUGUGCCGCCACAGCUGAUGGCUUUCCACGUUGGAGUAGUGUUAAUCUCAUUCUGGAGCAGAUAGUUUGCAGGAUUUAGCUCUCCCCUCCUAUCGCUUUGUUGUUUGCAGGAUUCGCCCAUUUUAUUCCUCACUGUGCAAGGAAGGGGUCUCACUCCUUGUCAGAGGCAGUAAUCACUUUUCUGAAUACAUUAUUUAGCA
Molecule: messenger RNA, 1956 nt
Organism: Hemicordylus capensis (graceful crag lizard)
Lineage: Eukaryota; Metazoa; Chordata; Lepidosauria; Squamata; Cordylidae
Gene: TMEM186
Product: transmembrane protein 186
Exons: 2
Coding region: 202-921 (239 amino acids)
Cellular component (GO): mitochondrion
Source: RefSeq, a predicted model, not a curated record